AUGACUAAAUGCAGCGACCAUGAAUAUCAAUGUCAUUAUGGUGGUCAAUGUAUUCCAGCAGAAUUCGCUAAAGACAACAGAAUAAGUACUGAUUGUCUAGAUGGUAGCGAUGAGCAAGAGGAAAAUUUUCAAUUUAGUUGGUUGAUCAAUCCCCAGUGUACGAAUAUUCAAACAUUUCAAUGCCAGGAACGUACUACUCGAUAUCCUUUCUCGUUCUCAUGUGGUGAUGGUCAAUAUUUAUCGUCCUUUGAUUUGCCUAAUCUCAUACGUAGCUGUUCGAAUUAUCGAGAUAUAGAAUUCUCACGCUCAAUCCUUACUUCGCUGGAUCAUAUCUCAGACAUUGACUGUCGGGAUGCAUUUCUAUGUGCUAUGUACUCCAAUCGAACAGAAACUACAGGGCAGCCUAGUCCUGCAGACAUAGGACCGUUUGAAUCGAUUAUUGAUCAUGUUUGGGAUGAAGGCUGUCAACCGUUAUCUCAGCAUUGCAUGAUGGAAUGGAUCGUCAUACCUGAAAAUCCGACAAUGUUUGAAUUUUUUCAAUUCGUUUAUUUGACAAAUCGAUCGACAAGUGAAUUUCAAACAAGCCCUGCACCUGAUUUUAUUUGUUUCGAUGCACAACGAUGUCCUGCAUUAUUGGCUACGAUCACCUCCAUUAAUAUAGUUAAUAGUCUUACAUGCUGCCAUAUUUCUAAUCUAAUAGAAUAUGUCGAAUAUAUGGACUUUUAUCAAUUGCCAUCAACGUUCCUGAAUUUUGGUCAUGGAAUGGCCGAUUGCUUGUACUAUGACGAUGAAUAUUUUAAUGCGUGUCAUUUGAACGACUCAAAUCGAUUUAUUUGCACAUCAGAUCCAAACAAAUGUAUAUUGCCUGUUGCAAUUGGAAAUGGAGAGAAUGACUGUCAUCUAGGAGAAGAUGAAUUACAUACAUAUACAUUCGAUCUAGUAAGAUUAGUACGGUUUGCAGUUCUAUGUAAUGGAGUCUAUAACUAUAAAGCCUCGUCAUUGAACUUUCCAGAAACUGAUGAAACCAAUUGUGAAUUGUGGCCAUGCAACAAUCCAUAUACCCGUUGUGACGAAUUUUGGCAUUGUUCAAAUGGUAUUGACGAGUUAAAUUGCCCAAAUAGUCUAUGCUUGUCAAACGAGUAUGUAUGUGGUGGCUUCUCUUUCGAAAUCUCGUAUUGUUUACCUCGUGCUCAUUUAUUUGAUAAAUAUCUCGAUGAUUGCAGCAAUCCAUCAACUUCUCGUCAGGUUAUUUUCUAUAAUGGAACGAAGGAUAUCAGUAAUGAUUACAUGUCGUGGAACAAGAGUAAGUGUAAUAUUUUAGAGGAAAUCUGUCGAAGUGCUAUCAAUACAUCAAUGCUACGAGCACAGUCAGAUUUGUACGUUCAUGAAUGUAAUCAAGUAGGUGAGACUUUGACGACGCCUGUUCACUUUUUCGAGCAUAUUGAACCCAUAUGUUAUCUUGACGUGAAAAGGGGCUAUAAAAUGGCUGCUGGUGUACUUCUCACAUGCGCCCGAUUCGGUUAUUUCCCACUAAUAAUGAAUAAUCGCUCGAUAACGAUUAUUGUCAAAUAG
This is a messenger RNA of Rotaria socialis, 1572 nucleotides long. Lineage: Eukaryota; Metazoa; Rotifera; Eurotatoria; Philodinida; Philodinidae. The record is from the annotation of a GenBank genome assembly.